Crotalus tigris (Tiger rattlesnake) is the source of this 1985-nucleotide messenger RNA. RefSeq names its product LRAT domain containing 1 (gene LRATD1). NCBI's taxonomy places the organism in Eukaryota, Metazoa, Chordata, Lepidosauria, Squamata, Viperidae. The coding region runs from base 689 to 1564 and encodes 291 amino acids. The transcript has 2 exons. The record is from RefSeq and is a predicted model, not a curated record.
AGCUGUCGUCGACUUGAUCGUUCCCACCUUGCAUCCGUCGCGUCUAGUGCUCGGUUUCUGGGAAGGCCGCCGGCGGGACGGGUUUAGCUUGCCGUGCCUGGGAGAUUUCUUCGGGCCAGGAGUUAAAGAAAAGGCAGAGCGAGGACCGAGCCGUGGAUGAGAAGCCGGAGAGCGGCGACUUGGAAGCUGCCGACUUCUCCGCGAGAAGUGGCCGCCGUCGCCGCUGCUGCUGCUUUGGAGAAGGAACGGGAGACGCGGGGAACGACAACUGGAGACAAAGCGAAGGGCGGGAGGAACCUCUCGCUGGGACAUCUCAACACCGAGCCCGGAUGUGGCUUUGAUCCUUUUGGGGAGGAAAGAGCUUUGGGGUGCCGUCCCAAACAGCGACCUCGCCGCCGCUCUUUUUCCUUUGUGCACCGCUAGGAGAGGCGACAGCAGAUCGGGGGGGGGGGGGGUUGGCCAACAGGGCAGCCCAGGGGUUCUCGCAACCUCUGGCGACCAGGAACCAGCCCCUGCCCGUCUUAAGGGUAGUGUCGGGCGAAAGGGUGGGCGUGUUGGGGAAAAAGGCAAGAAAGACCGGCCGAUGACAGUUUUCUCUUCCUUGGCCAAGAUGGGGCGCUGAGAACCCGCUUGCGCCCCUUUUCGUGUCGGAUCCGGCGAUUCCUGCUCUCGCCGCGCCCUGUCAUUGAUGGGAAAUCAACUGGAUCGCAUCACUCACCUGAGUUACAGCGAGCUGCCGACCGGGGACCCCUCGGGGAUCGAGAAAGACGAGCUGCGCGUCGGAGUGGCAUACUUCUUCUCGGACGAGGAGGAGGAUCUGGACGAGCGAGGGCAGCCGGACAAGUACUGCGUGAAGGGGUCGAGCAGCCCUGCCCAAGAGUCCCCCACCCGCCACCACCACCACCACCACCACGCGCCGCAGCUGGUGCUGAGCGAGACCCAGUUCUCCGCCUUCCGCGGCCAGGAAUGCAUCUUCUCCAAGGUGAGCGGAGACUCCCAGACUGGGGAUUUGAGCGUCUAUCCGGCGUCAGCCCUGCCGGCUCUGUGCAAGCCGGGAGACCUGCUGGAGCUGCUCUACCUGGGCCCGUCCGACCACCCUCCGCCGCCCCCGCAGUGGGCAGUGUAUGUGGGCAACGCUCAGAUCAUCCACUUGCACCAGGGCCAGAUUCGGCAGGACAGCUUGUACGAGGCGGCCCCCGGCAACGUGGGCCGGGUGGUGAGUAGCUGGUACCGCUUCCGCCCCCUAGUGGCCGAGCUGGUAGUGCAGAACGCCUGCAGCCACCUGGGCUUAAAAAGCCACGAGAUCUGCUGGACGAACUCGGAGAGCUUCGCCGCUUGGUGCCGCUUCGGCAAACGGGAGUUCAAAGCGGGCGGCGAGCUCCAGCCGGCCUCGGGCUCUCAGCCUCAGCAGCAGUACUAUCUCAAGAUCCACCUGGCAGACAACAAGGGCCACACGGUGCGGUUCCAAAGCUUGGAGGACCUCAUUAGAGAGAAGCGCAGGAUCGAUGCCAGCGGUAAACUGAGGGUGAUCCAAGAGCUGGCGAUCGUGGAUGGCAAAGAAUAAAAAGCGGAGCAGGCGCGAGGGGGGAGGGAGGGAGAAGGGAGACCGGCCGUGGCCAGAUCGGCAAGCACCACCGUCCUCCCUGCAGACUCGCUCCGCCGCCUGGUUGCUCGGCUUCUUCCGCCUUUCCUCCUCCGGUCUUUCCCAUGGAGGGAAAACCACGGCCAUAUUCCAAACGAAACCAGCGGCUGCCCUUCCCUUGGCCUCGGCCAGAGGUUGGUUCGCCUCCCACGAACAGGGAUCGUCGUCACCAUGAGCCCGGCGACCCGGAGGGUGGGGUGGAGAGGGGUGGGGCCCGCCACGCGAUGAGCAAAGUCUGGACAAAGUCACUCGGGGCUAUCCGUGUUCAUUAUACUUCCCAUCCUGCUUAAAUAAAAAUGUUUUAUGAAAAACAUUACCCCCCCCUUUUUUAUAAAAAAAAAAA